AUCUUUUUCAGAUUCAGACCUUCUUCAAUGCCAAAGCCAAACUCCACUGUGACUGAGUUCCUUUUUGAAGGUUUCUCCAGCUUUGGAAGGCAGCACAGGCUAGUCCUCUUUAUUGUCUUUCUAACUUUGUACCUGCUAACACUCUCUGGUAAUGUCAUCAUUGUGACCAUCAUCUGCCUAGACCGUCACCUCCACACCCCCAUGUACUUCUUCCUGAGCUUGUUGUCCAUCUCAGAGACCUGCUACACUAUGGCCAUCAUUCCCUGCAUGCUGUCUGGCCUCCUGAGUCCUCACCAGCCCAUUGUUAUCCAGGGCUGUGCUGCCCAACUCUUUUUCUAUCUCAUCUUUGGCAUCAACAACUGUUUCCUGCUCACAGCCAUGGGGUAUGACCGCUAUGUGGCUAUCUGCAACCCUCUGAGGUACUCAGUUAUCAUGGGUAAGAGGGCCUGUGUCCAGCUGGCAUCUGGAUCACUGGGAAUUGGCCUGGGCAUGGCCAUUGUCCAAGUAACAUCUGUGUUUGGCCUUCCCGUCUGUGAUGACUUUGUCAUCUCCCACUUCUUCUGUGAUGUGCGACCCCUGCUGAAGUUGGCCUGUGCAGACACAAUGGUCAAUGAGAUUAUCAACUUUGUUGUCAGUGUCUGUGUUCUCGUCCUGCCCAUGGGCUUAGUCUUCAUCUCCUAUACCCUCAUCAUCACCACCAUCCUUAAGAUUGCUUCAGCCGAUGGUAGGAAGAAGGCCUUUGCUACCUGUGCUUCCCAUAUUACAGUGGUCAUCAUCCACUAUGGCUGUGCCUCCAUCAUCUACCUGAAGCCCAAGUCCCAGAGUCCCCUGGGGCAGGACAGACUCAUCUCAGUGACCUACACUGUCAUCACUCCUCUGCUGAACCCUGUCGUGUACAGCCUGAGGAACAAGGACGUCAAAGAUGCUCUGUACCGAGCCACAGGUAGAAGGCCAUGCUCCCCUUAG
Messenger RNA from Choloepus didactylus (southern two-toed sloth), 966 nucleotides. RefSeq names its product olfactory receptor 10J3. The transcript has a single exon. NCBI's taxonomy places the organism in Eukaryota, Metazoa, Chordata, Mammalia, Pilosa, Megalonychidae. The record is from RefSeq and is a predicted model, not a curated record. Gene Ontology annotation, biological process: G protein-coupled receptor signaling pathway. Gene Ontology annotation, molecular function: olfactory receptor activity; G protein-coupled receptor activity. Bases 28 to 966 code for a protein of 312 amino acids. Gene Ontology annotation, cellular component: membrane.